This is a messenger RNA of Manacus vitellinus (golden-collared manakin), 2507 nucleotides long. It is a transcript of the gene CENPK, whose product is annotated as centromere protein K. Lineage: Eukaryota; Metazoa; Chordata; Aves; Passeriformes; Pipridae. The transcript has 10 exons. Gene Ontology annotation, biological process: kinetochore assembly; mitotic sister chromatid segregation. The coding region runs from base 849 to 1586 and encodes 245 amino acids. The record is from RefSeq and is a predicted model, not a curated record. Gene Ontology annotation, cellular component: nucleus.
UGCGGGGGCUCCCUGCCUCCCUUCUGCUUUUUUUUGUCAUCGCUUUGGCGGUGUUAUUUCUGUCCUUUAUAUGUUCUCCUUCCUAAAGCGAAUUGCUGUCUUCCUGCCUUUGUCCAGCGGCCGCAGUUACUUUCCUCUCUGCUUCCUGAGUAUCUUCCCGUAGUUGAUCGCGUUGUGUUUGGGCAUAUGACUCAUUUCGGCUCAUCAGUGUCUAUAAGUAUCUGAAGAGAGGGUGCCAGGGGGAUGGAUCCGGGCUCUUUUCGGGAGUACCAAAAUGAAUAUGAGGAACAACUGUGGGUGACCGAGCACUGGAACAGGUUGACCAUAGAGGCUGUGGAGUCUCCCUCAUUGGAGAUAAUGAGAAACCGUCUGGACGCAAUCCUGUGCAACGUGUUCUACGAUGACCCCGCUGGAACAGGGAGUUGGGACCAGAUGACCCUCUGUGGUCCCUCCUAGUCUGACGGAUUAUGUGAUUCUGUCGCUUUCCUAAAGCUUGCCUGUUUGCUUGGCUGGCAUAGAGUCUACAAUGCACACUUUUUGUCCCUGCAUGUAGUUUUUACCUAAUUAUGUAGUCCUAAAACAAGGUCAGAAGGAAUAACGUAUUGAAAUUGGAAUGCAUUAAUAGUCAUGACAUGCCAAAAAAGCCUUCAGUUUUCAGGUAUGGUGUAAAAAUAGAAACCUAAUUUAACCAUACAGAAAUAGGGAAAACUGCAAGCUACAAGGAAAAACCAUCUGAAUAUGAUACUCCAGUAUAUGCACUAUGUGAGGCUGAACUCAUCAAUGCAGAACCCACCAAGGCAGAACCCACCAGUGAACUUUGUCCUGUAGAUGCCAAGAAAGAACUCUUGAUGGAAUGUAACAAUAUUUGGGAGGAAUUGGAAGAGUGUCAAAGCAAGCUAAUGCUUCUAGGAAUAGAAACACUGCUACAAUCAGAUACCAAGCUUGCCUUGUUAAUGCUGCAAUGGAAAGCUUUAACAGUAGAUUAUCAAGAGUGCCAUGAGAGAAGUCCUGAAACAAUUUCUACCAAUCCAGAUGUAUUGUUAGAAUUAGGAAAAGAAGAGUUGCAGAAAGUAAAGAAUGAUCUUGAAAAGGUGCUAUCAGCAGUUUGUUCAAAGAAUAAACAACUAGAAGAAGAUCUGGAAAGAGAACAGCAGUGGUAUGAGGGACAGGAAGAGAUGCUAAAUACUCUUAACAGAAUUGAAGAAGAGACAAAAUCCCAAGUUGAACAACUUUACGAAACAAGAGGAUUGGAGGAACUGCACAAUAAAAUGUUGCAAUUAAAGACAUAUAAGAAAGAACUCUUGAGUGCACUGGGUGAAUUCCUGGAUGAACAUUUUCCCCUUCCACAGGAUAGUGGAAGUGCCAUAAAAAGGAACUCUUCUUCAGAGCCAGCUGUAGAACUGCUAGCAUUGCAAGACAUUUUAGAGAUUCUGAUAAAUAAAUUAAUGGCCACACCACAUGAACCUUAUGUGACAAUCAAUGAGUCGUUUUGGCCACCUUACAUUGAGCUGCUGCUGCGAUUUGGAAUGGCCCUGAGACAUCCAGAAGAUCCAAACAGAAUGCGCCUAGAAGCUUUUCACAAAUAGUGUGACCUACAUAUGUACUUAAAAACAAAACAACAGCAGUACUCUUAAUCCGGAGAUAGGAUAUACUUAGGCAUCAUAAUAGAUUUCUUUUAUAUCGUCAAUCACUUCUUGUUGGAUGAUUUUUAAUAUGUUAUUGAAGAGUGUGAAAUAUGGCAAAAGAAAAAAGUCUCUUGGAAAAAAAAAUCUUUUUAACUGCUUAACUUCUCAAUUUUACCUGCUUAAGUUGGUCUUCUGUUUUAUAACAAGAUUUGCAUUGUGGAAUUUUUAUUUCAGCUGCUUUUAUAAGACACAAAUUCAGGUAAUAGACAAUGUAAAGAUGUUUAACAGUCUUUUUUUACUUUAAAAAUCAUAUUUUAUAUAUGUUCUAUAUAUUCUAUGGUUUAGAUUUUUUAGAUUGCCUGAAGUCUUCUUAAUUUCCUUUAGUAUUUUGCUGUAUGCUGAAGAUGCAAAAUUCAGAGUAAUGCAGCUCCCCCUGUACAUGGCCUUGAAGAAAUUUGGAAAUAACAGAGAAGUGUCUGCUCAAGAAUGUGCCUUUGCAAACAAAUGUAUUGCCUUCGAGAUAAACAGUUGGGAAAGCUGAAACAUCUUUCUGUGCAAAGUGCUGCAGAGGUUGAGUGUGCAACUUUACCACUACGUGCUUCCCACAUGACCCAUAUUUUGUUAUGCUAUGUUUCCUAGCAGUAUCUGUCUUCGCUUUUUCAGACCUAGUUUAUCAAGGCUUGUAACAGGUCUCUCUUCUGUGGAUUGCUACAGCUUCUAAGUUCUGUCAGUUGAGGGCUUCCUUCUGACUCCAUGCUGUCAUUCUCUGUAAUCCUGGUCUUCUCUGUAGCUAUUGUUAUUGUGGACUUUGAGUACAACAAUUCUGCUUUUGCAUAUCUGUAGUGACUAUACACUUGAAAAUUAAAGUAUGUCUUUUAUUAA